AUGGAUGAUGAUAAUUCGCAAUCUUCUUUUUUAGCUCGUCAAAUUGACGAAUCAAUUGCUGACCCCAUUACAAGAUCAAAUAGCCCGGCAUCAGAAACUAGAAGUACGAGUGCAAAAAGUGAUAAUGAUGCUCCUAAUGUACCUACCAUCAAAAAAACUAAAUUAAGUCGAAAGGGUGGCUCAAAAAGACGGAGCUGGGUAUGGAAGUAUUUUGUUGAAAAAAAAAUAAUAGAAACUGUUCAAAAUCUUGAUAAUCAAAAAAUUAAUGUUGAAGUUACAUACGGCAUUUGUAACGUAUUAAAUGAUUCGGGUAAAAGCUGUGAUUCACGAGUGAAAGUUUCAGGUGGCUCGACGUCAAAUUUAAUAUCUCAUCUCUUAAAUACACAUGGUAUUACGCAAAACGGGCCUGGAUUAUCUGGACAAGACGAUGACAAUGACAAAGUAAUAAAUAACAGUGUUGAAAAUUUGAAUGAGCGAAUUUAA
Dentiscutata erythropus is the source of this 483-nucleotide messenger RNA. The record is from the annotation of a GenBank genome assembly. NCBI's taxonomy places the organism in Eukaryota, Fungi, Glomeromycota, Glomeromycetes, Diversisporales, Gigasporaceae.